CACCAUCAUUCUUUUAUGUCGUCUCACAACAUGUGGAUGCCUCCGGCCUUCCAGACCGGUCACUUGACGAUCCCUCUAAGCCCAAACUGGUGACCAGAGAAACAGUUAGUAGAGACCGACGGACCGUCCAUUGCUGUUCAGCCGUGGCCGGAUGGGGGUGCCCGGUAAGAUAUACUAAGACGAUGGACCGCAACGGCUACGGCAUUUCCAACAUGGCAUUCCCAUGUGGUCGAUCUUCACAUAUCUAAAAGACUAGUCCUUGAAUCGAAGUUCUGUAGUUCCUCCCAGUUUCUUCCACAUCUCUCCACUCCAGAGUUUUGGCUUCAUAUCAUGUCGUUUUAAUAAUUUUCUUUUUCUUCGUACGAUCUUUUACCACCCUCUCUUCGUAAUGGAGAACCGCGAAUCCAUCCUGCAGAUGGUGCGGUGGGGCACCCGUUUGUCCCUCGCCUUGUUCUCCGUGAGCGGUGCCUCCGGCGAUCUCAACCGCCUCGCGAAGAAAGUCAAUAAGUUUUCCCUCGUUCUGCGUCAGGUUGGGUCACGAUUUCAGGAAGAGAGCAUUUCGUCUCCCCAAUCUGCGAGAGCCGUCACCCACAUCCUACACCAAGCACAAGGGGUGUUCGGCGAGAUCGAGACAAUAGUGCCCCAAGCGGCGGAAUAUGUCAGGGAUACGAGCACGUCGUGGACAUCAGUGAAGGUGGGGACAACAUGGCAGUGGGACGAGGCGGCCGAGGACAAAGCGCAUUAUCUGCUGGAACAUCUCGAGGCGUUGGCGUUGACACUUCAAGUGAUGCUGCAGACGUUCUAUACAGUCAAGAUUACAGUGUGGGCAAGACAACAGACUACUCAAAACGCACGAGACGCUGUAUCUACAGAACGACUACAGCUUCAGAGCUUGAUCAUCGAACAGCAGCUCUGCAUAUUGAAUACACACCAACUCCACCUCGACUAUCGUUUAGAUAAUGUUCCCUCUCGUUCCCAGGUGUUGACGGUACUCGAGGAACGGCAACCAUGCCCCCAACAUCUCGUCUCUUACCAGGAGGAAUCCUUGGUCGCCAUCGACGUAGAUAAUACGGAAUCCCAGCGGUUAGAAGUUGUUCGCAAGGUGGCAGGUUCGUACAUCGACGAACUUCUGAGACGAUGGACAAGACUAGAAGAAAUUGAGCAGGACAUCCGUCAAGAGGAGUUUCAGACUCGAGCACAACAAGAGCGUGAGAUGCAAACCGUAUCGAGGAGAGCUUCGCAGCAACCAAGCGUUGAGGAAGAUGAUGAGGAGCACAACCUCAAGCAUCCGGUCCCCAAAAACUGUGCCCCUGGCCCUCUCCUGACACCUAUGAGCGAGACUCACUACGCGAAGGCUGUUCACAAGGCCCAACUUCUUCCCCCCGUCCCCGGCUCAAUCUGCUCAUUCGGGAUGUAUACCAACAUCCCCCCGCCCCAGCAUCGCCGAGUCUGUGCGAUCGGCUCCGAUCAUUGAAGAGUCGGAAGGCAUGGGAAUUCCAUGGACGCUGAAGAUCCACAAGCACCGCUGGGACUACAACGACAACAUCAUAGUCGACUCGAACUCACA
Messenger RNA from Eremomyces bilateralis CBS 781.70, 1567 nucleotides. RefSeq lists its product as uncharacterized. Bases 389 to 1474 code for a protein of 361 amino acids. The record is from RefSeq and is a predicted model, not a curated record. Lineage: Eukaryota; Fungi; Ascomycota; Dothideomycetes; Eremomycetales; Eremomycetaceae. The transcript is spliced from 3 exons.